AUGGCGGCACUUCCGUUUUCCACACCACCUUCACACAUUCAUUCCCUACUCAUCGAUCACUCCGCCAACAUUCAUCUUGUUCCAGGAACUACCCUCGUUUGUGAUUCGAUGUUCCAGAUCUCAGAAGUCAAGCCUUUGAUUUCACAAUCAUCAUCUUCAAACCUUCCCGAUUUCAAAAAAUCCGUGAAGCUCAAGUAUGUAAAACUAGGGUAUCAUUAUCUAAUAACCCAUGGAAUGUAUCUGUUCUUAUCUCCUCUCGUCGUCGUUCUCGCUGCUCAAUUGUCGACAUUUUCUCUCGAAGAUAUUCACGUUCUUUGGGAUCAUCUCCGAUUCAAUCUCAUAUCAGUCGUCGUAUGCUCCACCCUUUUAGUCUUUCUAUCAACUCUCUACUUCCUAACUCGCCCUCGCCCAGUUUACCUUGUAAACUUCUCAUGCUACAAACCUGAAGAAGAUCGAAAAUGCACAAGACAGAAAUUCCUUCAAUGUUCGACAUCAACAGGUACGUUCACAGAUCAAAGUCUCGAGUUUCAAAAAAAAAUCCUCGAAAGAUCCGGUCUUGGCGAAUCAACCUACCUCCCUGAAGCUGUUCUUCGAAUCCCCCCAAAUCCAUGCAUGGAAGAAGCAAGAAAAGAAGCAGAACUUGUAAUGUUCGGCGCCAUUGACGAACUCCUAGCAAAAACAGGUAUCAAACCAAAAGACAUCGGGAUUUUAGUCGUUAACUGUAGUCUCUUCAAUCCUACCCCUUCUUUAACUUCAAUGAUUGUCAACCAUUACAAACUUCGAGGCAACAUUCUAAGCUUCAAUCUCGGUGGAAUGGGUUGUUCAGCUGGUUUAAUCGCUAUUGAUUUAGCUAAAGACCUUCUCCAAGUAAACCCUAAUUCAUACGCACUAGUCAUGAGCAUGGAAAACAUCACCUUAAAUUGGUACUUCGGAAACGAAAGAUCAAUGCUUGUUUCCAAUUGCUUAUUCCGCAUGGGAGGAGCUGCAAUUCUCUUAUCCAACAAAUCAUCCGACAAAAAAAUCUCAAAAUAUCAACUCGUUCACACAGUAAGAACACACAAAGGCUCAGAUGACAAAUGUUUCUCAUGCGUAACACAAUUGGAAGACCCAAUUGGGAAAAUCGGAGUUUCAUUAUCAAAAGAUUUAAUGGGAGUUGCAGGAGACGCAUUAAAAACCAACAUCACAACAUUAGGUCCUUUAGUGUUACCAAUGUCUGAACAAUUACUUUUUUUUGCAACUUUAGUUGGAAAAAAGGUUUUAAGAAGGAAGAUUAAACCAUAUAUUCCUGAUUUUAAACUUGCGUUUGAGCAUUUUUGUAUUCAUGCGGGUGGAAGAGCUGUUCUUGAUGAAAUAGAGAAGAAUUUGCAGCUUUCUGAUUGGCAUAUGGAGCCUUCAAGAAUGACAUUGAAUAGAUUUGGGAAUACUUCAAGUAGUUCACCUUGGUAUGAAUUAGCUUAUUCAGAAGCAAAAGGAAGGAUUAAAAAAGGUGAUAGAGCAUGGCAGAUUGCGUUUGGAUCAGGGUUUAAGUGUAAUAGUGCUGUUUGGAAAGCUUUGAAGACAAUCAAUCCUUCAAAAGAAAAAAAUUUGAAUCCUUGGAUUGAUGAGAUUCAUCAGUUUCCUGUUCAUGUUCCUAAGUUUUCUGCUUUAUAA
Molecule: messenger RNA, 1650 nt
Organism: Lactuca virosa
Lineage: Eukaryota; Viridiplantae; Streptophyta; Magnoliopsida; Asterales; Asteraceae
Source: the annotation of a GenBank genome assembly